This is a messenger RNA of Branchiostoma belcheri (Belcher's lancelet), 1102 nucleotides long. Its product is annotated as UPF0193 protein EVG1 homolog. Lineage: Eukaryota; Metazoa; Chordata; Leptocardii; Amphioxiformes; Branchiostomatidae. The coding region runs from base 9 to 722 and encodes 237 amino acids. The record is from RefSeq and is a predicted model, not a curated record. The transcript has 6 exons.
UGUCCAAGAUGGCGGCGAGACAGCCAGUGGCUAAAGGCGGAAUGUGGAACACACAACAAGCUCAGUACAGUAAGGAGACUCAGGAACUGCUCAAAGUUAUGAUGCAGGAGUCGAAGUUGACAAAUUUCCAGCAGAGAAAACUGAACCAGACCAUGAGGGCCGGUGGGACCCUCCCGCUGAACUGCCCUCCCACCAGCAGUCAGCGACCCCAGCGACCUUCCGCCCCCGUGACCCCCAGCAAGAAGGUCAACCCAAGGACGUAUGCGGGAGGUCGGAGGUCAAAGGAGGCGUGUGAAAACUCUCCAGCUGCCCAGCCAGAGGAUUACAGACCCAGACCUAAGAAGGCAGUUUGCACAGAUAAGGAGAAGGCACGAUUAGGAAACCUGAUGGCAUACGGAGAGGAGCCUCCUGAAGUGACGCCGGCACGGAUGGUCGAGUUACUGAGUCCUGAACCAACUAUCGAGAGGGACAGGUUUGAAGAAUUACAAGCAGAGAUUGAGGAGAGGGCAGAAUUCCUGGAGGAAAUGGAAAACCUGGGACGGGGGAAAGAUUACAGAACAAUCAUCCGGACUGAGAUAUCACAGAAAAUCCGUGAAAUGGAGGUGAUUGACAGAAAACGGACAGAACAGCUGAAGAAGCAGAUCGAACUCCAACAGAAGCAGUCUGAUCAGAAGAGACACCUGGCAGAACAGGCAGAAAGUGCAGGCACUUCUGGGCUUUGAUUAGGCUGUACACUGUGACACUGGCCGGGGGUUUUCACAAUGACAGUGACAUUUUAUUGCAUAUCCAUGCUCAAAUGGGGCUAAUUGCAGUAAGUUAGAUACAAGAGAGUUAUAAGGAAACUAUGCUACUACGAGUUGGGGUGUGUAGAGAGUGUGUCUGGUUAGCUUUGAGUGCAUAAAUGGUAUGUUGAGCAGUUGUAAGUGUACAGAUUUGUCCGUAAAAUUCAGCGUUGUAUAAUAUAUAUCCUGGGAGCUCAAUCAUGCACUUCUAUGCACCAGAAAUCGGUCCUGCCCACCUAAUUUCUGGCGGUGGGAUGUGUGGGUACACCUAGAUAUAAUUGAACAGGGAGAAAGAGUAGCUUUCCAAUGAUAUAUAAUUU